GCAAUCAAGGAGGGGUUCAGUUUCCCCCCAAAUAUUUCUUGUUGCAGAGUUGACUCUGCUUGGAUGGCACAUCAGGACCUAGUGGCUUAGAGUCACAGGAUUUUAAUAAAAGAUUGCUAGAACUGAAUUAGAGGAAGCCUGCUCUAAGGCCUUUAUGUUAAUAGAGCUUAGACUGCAGGAACGGUUCUAUCCCAGAGAAAUUACCUAGGCAUUUAACUUAUCUGAGUUGCCAAUCAGGAGGUGCCCUCAGGGCUGAGUGGGAUUCUCUAAGCAGUUAUUCUGUUCUAACCAAGCAGUGGAGGAACCUUCCUGAAGGACCUUCAGUGGAAAGAGCAAGAUGGGUGCACAGAGCUCAAGCCACCUGGGGGAGAGACAGUGCCGGUACCUGAGAGGCCGGACAGGUGCCUUCCUGAAUUACUUCAUGCCACAUUACCGAAGGCAACUUGCUAUGGCCUUCCUGAGGCAAAUCUCAAGAGAGAUGACACCCCUGGGACAGACGGGAUUCCAGCUAUUAAAGAGUGAAAAGCCUCCCCGGGCCAUAAUGCAUGAAGGGAUCCUGACCCAUUUGCAAGGGAACUCCCCGAAGUGGAGGGAGAGCUACUAUGUUCUACGUGGAGACUCCUCUCUAGAGUGGUUUGGCAGCAAAGAGGAGCAGAAAUGUGGUGAAGAGUCACAGGGGUCUAUUGCUUUGACUGGUUACACACUAGUGGCUUCAUGGAGGGAAUGUCUCUAUCAGGGGUCAACAGGGAACCGUUCCAUUCAAGAUCCAGAUCCAAUCAUUGAGCCCCCUCUGGGAUUUCCCAUCUAUCUCUGCCACCCUUUCCGACAGCCCCUCUGCUUGUGCACAGACACGGUAGAAUCCCAGGACAGCUGGAAAUCUGUCCUGAGAGAUGGGAUUCGGCGCCGGGGGACAGUUUUACAGAGAAAAGAAUCUCCCGACGCGGAGGCAUUCCUGGAUGCUGUGAAGUCUUACAGGCAGGAGAAAAGCAUUUAUGGAGUCGACAAUCUCCUUUUGGGCACAGAAGCAGAGGUCCUCACCAAUAUGCUGAUGCGGGAUCUGUUGCCAAAGCUUCGGGCCCAGAAGCCAGCCAUGCUCAGGGGUGUGGAAAGCCGGAGGAAAUGGGCCUGGAGGAAGUUCUUGGAUGAAGUUUAUGUUCUAAUAUUAAAGCUGGUCUCCUCUGAGCUCCAAAAUUUUCAUCAAGAAAAGGAAGAACUGCAGAAAGAGUUAGAGAAGAAAAUUCGCCCUGAAGCGGAUCAGAUGCUUGCAUUAAGCAAUCAGAUUGCUCACAAACUUCAAAGUGAGAAUUGGUUGGCAAUGGUGUGUGGCCGUGCUGAGUCCUCCCUCUGCCGGGAAGUGGAGCCUCAGCUGGCCUGGGUGAUGGAGGAGCUUCUGCGCCCUGUUCGCCAAGGGCUUGGCAUGGUUGGCACACUCCUUGUCCAUCGAUUGGACAGUCUGCUUAGAAAUGUGCGGAGAAGUCGAGUUGUUGCUGUGCUGAAAGAGGAGGUUUGCUCCCUGGGAGAUAUGCCCUGGGACUUAGAGCUGAUGCAGCCAUGCUACCAGAAGGCAGAGCUCUACUGGAACAGUCUUCAGGGUUUGAAGGAAAGAUUUGGUUUUCAAGGCACUAAAAACCUUGUCUUCAGCGCUCAGGAUCUCAUGCAGCAGCUGACGGAGAAUGCUGUGUACACCUUCCAACAGCUUUCAGCCCAACAUGUGUCCUCAGCCACUCGCCGAAGACAAGUCAUCUGCAUGCUGGAGAAGGUCAAGGGUCGUGUGUUAAAAAAAUUCGAGUCUGACAGCAGAUUUGCUCAGAAGCAUUUUGUUCAAGAAUGGCUGGUCCAGAUUUUCCUUCCCUACCUGCUGAGAAGGCUGGAGGUGGGCUGCAAACUGGAGUUGCACAAGUAUGAGAAGUAUGUGUUUGCAGACUAUAGUCACAUCAUCACCAUUGAGAACAUUUAUGAGGAUGUAGUCCUGAAUUUACUGAACCAGAAGGUGAACUCAGGAAUGGAUAGAGUAGCUGAACUAAGGAGCUUCCAACCUGGGGAGAAGGAGGUGACUGAAGAGACCUGUACCCACGCUACGCUUUCCACGUGGAAUCUAGAAGAUAUUCAUUCUACCCUGCAGUGGGACCCAGACCCCUGCCAAGAUCUCCUCCAAAAUUCCCAUUGUGAGGGGGGAGCAGCAGGAAGAAGGAGUGGGGGUACCUGCACUACUCAGUGGCCAUCUGAAUUGCUAGACAAAGAUCCAGAUGAGAGUGAAAGAAGCGUCCUUUUGGAGGGGUUGACUAUAGCCAUGGACAUGGAUGUCUUCCAAACAGAUCUGCUAGAAAUGGACAUGAAAGGGAAGGGUAGCCUCAUCGAAUGGAGCAAGCCCACAGAGUUCCUGAAAUCCCCAUGCCCAGAACAAGAGCCAGGGGGAAGGGGUAGUCAAGUAGGUGACAUACAAGCACAGCUGAUGGCGGAUGGAAUAUACUCCAAUGUCGCUGUGAAGACUUUACCUGGAGGACUAGGGAAAGGCAGGGCAGUGAUCACGGAAACACUGGAGGGGGACAUAUUGUGAGAAAGGGCCACAUUGCCCAUCCUCGAGAAAAGGCUCUAGCCUUCUGUCUGUGGGAGUUAGGAGAUGUCUGCUCUGAAGACUAGAGUUCAGAGCAGCCUCCUCUUAGCUCAGGGACAAAAAUAAAAAUAAUUUCAUGGGAUUCUACUUCUCUAUACAUGAAGGGAAACUGUCAAGGUCAAAUAGUGAUAAAGUCUCAGGAAUAAUAAACACAUUGAUGCAAGUUAAAUAAUUUAGUAUUUCGUAGCAUAAAUCUCACUGGAGUCCCUUUCCCCUACCCCACCCUAACAUUUCACAGAGUCUUAGAGGGAGGAAGGAAAUAAGGGAAAAAAAAACAUUUAUUAAGUACCUACUACAUGUCAGGUACCAUGAU
Vombatus ursinus (common wombat) is the source of this 2927-nucleotide messenger RNA. RefSeq names its product family with sequence similarity 129 member C (gene NIBAN3). The transcript is spliced from 14 exons. The record is from RefSeq and is a predicted model, not a curated record. Lineage: Eukaryota; Metazoa; Chordata; Mammalia; Diprotodontia; Vombatidae. The coding region runs from base 338 to 2557 and encodes 739 amino acids.